AUUGUUGAUUUUCUAAUCGGCUGAUUAUUGUUCUAAUUAUUAGAGAACUGGUUUCACCAACUUAAUCAAAACUCCUGCUACGGCUGAUUAGCUGAUGCGCGGUGAAAGCUGUAGUAGUCGAUAACGUAACUGAAGUCUGAACUGUGCUUGGUUUACUGGUUUAUGAUUCAAAAUGUUUGUAACGGAAACGCAUAUUUGUCCUUUGUUUUUUUUAUAUUAUAGUGAGAAAAACGUAUCAUCAAAAUAUUGAAACAAAAACAUUCGAGAGCCCUAAUUUUCCCAAUUCUGAUACUAAGAAAAAUUACUCACUGAGUUAAUAGUAAAAAGAAAACAUGCAAUUGAGAACAAAAAAAAAAGAAGAAGAAAAAAGAAAAAGAAACUGAUGCAGUGAAUGAUAAAAGAGAAGAUACGGAAUGGGUAAAAAUUGCUAUAGAAUUUAAUGGCACAAGUUUGAAGCAGCGAUCGGAAUCCUCACUAAGAAAUUUAUGGGACAACAUGAAAAGAAAUGACAGGAAAACGUAAUCAAAUCAUAAAGUUGAAACCUUCAAGACAGGAUGAAGAUGAAACGGAUGGUUCUUUACAUUUUGAAAAUUUACCUGAUGUGAUACUCUUCAAAAUAUUCAGUUAUCUUUACAUUGGGGAUUUGUGUCGAGCUGGAAGAGUAUGUCUGAGAUGGUAUAAUCUAACUAGAUGUCAAGUUUUGUGGAAAUAUGUGGAUGCUCAUGAUAUGCAACUCACUUCGUACCAGCUGCAAAAAAUGGUACCCAUUCUUCCACCUUGUGUAACCUAUUUGAGAAUUUCAAGUCUAUCCACGCAGCAAAGAAUUCCAUUUCUUACUCCACAGACUGCUAUUGAAAUUCGUGAGCGGUGCCCGCAUUUGAGGACACUGAUUAUAGAAAGUGCGUUUGUUGCGAAACACAUCAACUUCACUGACAUAACUGUGGAGGAUUUACCCCAAAAACUGAGUGUGCUCUCUUUACGUAAGUCUUUCUUCCACACAGACCAAUUUUUUUGUAGCGUGAGUCACCCUACUGUACCAAAAAUAAAAGUUCUUGACUGCACUUCAUGUUGGUGCGUUUGUGAUAACGAUAUACCGUUUUUUUCGAGACUCGGUGACCUGCAGGAGAUUUAUUUAGCAGGCUGCCCUAUUUCAGAUGUUGGGGUAGUCAUUCUAUUGAAAGCUGUCGAACACCUCAAGGUGCUCGACCUCGAGGCCACAAAAAUUGGAGGUCAAACAAUUUUGUCCCUCAGUCAAAACUCAAACUCACUAGAAAAACUUUAUCUGGGCUAUACAGAUGUGGCAGAUGAGCACUUUCGAUGUCUUCAGAACACUUCCUUGCCAAUGUUGCAGAUUGUCUGCCUCCGUAAGACUUCCAUAACUUGUGUUGGGUUACGCUAUCUCUUAAAUUAUUUGCGAUCGUUGAAAUACAUGAAUGUCUCCAACUGUAGUAUCUCCUCUGAGUGUGCUUUAGAGUUAAGUCUUCAAGGGGCUCCUACAAAGCAGCUUAAUUUUGAAAGCAAUAAGAUAGUUAAUUUAGAGUAUUGUGAUCACUUCUUCCAUCGGAACAAUUUUCGAGAUUAUUGAGUUGGCUUGGUAUAGAUAUUCUCUCUUUUAGAUAAUGGAAUUCUCUACCAAUUUAUUAUACAUAUUGUUAUUAUAAAAUUUAUUGUGAUAUUGACAAAAAGUCACCCUAUAGUGUGGCUUUCAGCAGAACUCCUCCAAACAUCAGUCUCGCGAACUAUGAUUAAGAGGAAAGAUAAUUUGAAUAGGGGUGUGGGGUGAAUAGUUUUGUCUUAAUCUAGGCAUAAGCUGGCGUGAGUUAACCAAUCGACACCUUCAUUCUUCUAUUGCACCCCCAUUAGAAAUGUGCUCUCACUUGUUAUCAUAGCAGUAGACAGUCCCAGACUUUUAGUCUGGAGGAGUUCUCCUCAAAGCCGCACUAUACCUUAAUAUUUUUCAAAUUUUUUUUUUUAAUGUAAAUAUAUAAAAUUUGCUCUAGUUUGCAAAUGUGAUAAGUUGGUUUUAAAUUAAAACCGCUAUAUGCCUACUGAAUGUUUUAUUCCCCUUCUUUUUUCUAGUUGAUAGUAGAAUGCUUACUUUAGCCAUGAACAAUAAUUGGUGCAAUUUUAAAACUAUUUGUCACCAA
Molecule: messenger RNA, 2147 nt
Organism: Parasteatoda tepidariorum (common house spider)
Lineage: Eukaryota; Metazoa; Arthropoda; Arachnida; Araneae; Theridiidae
Product: F-box/LRR-repeat protein 12
Biological process (GO): SCF-dependent proteasomal ubiquitin-dependent protein catabolic process
Cellular component (GO): SCF ubiquitin ligase complex
Molecular function (GO): protein binding
Source: RefSeq, a predicted model, not a curated record